CGUGGAUGUCUGGAGCUACUACAAACAAGGCUUUGCUUGAUUUUGAAGGAGGGGGAAGGCAGAGGGCAGCUAGGAGGGGAUUGAGGGGCUGGGCUGGAGACGCCUGAGCUGCUCCUCCCCGCACACCAAAGCACUCGAGCCCGGGAGCAUGCAGGAGCCCUGCUGAUUCCAGCCACUCCAAAGCCUCUUUUUUUUUUCCUGACAUUUCGGAGGCUCUUUGGAGGAAAUUUGGAUGACUUCCUUCUCCAGGCAUCUAAAUAUCCAGAGGAACUGCUGAGAUGUUCCGAGAAGCCUUUUUUUCCACUCUCCUUUGUGUGGUUCUAGUUCCUCUCCAUGCUCAGCUUGAUGUGGAUCCUGGAGAAGUCAGUCCUACCUCCUGUGCAGAAAAGAGGAACUGCCCCAUCAAUGUAUACUUUAUCAUCGACACCUCGGAGAGUGUUGCUCUGCAGACUGUACCUAUCCAGAGCCUCGUGGAUCAAAUAAAGCAGUUCAUCCCUCGGUUCAUCAAUAAACUGGAGAAUGAGCUCUACCAGAACCAAGUCUACAUCACCUGGCAGUUUGGUGGACUUCAUUACUCAGAUGUGGUGGAAAUUUACAGUCCUUUAACAAGCAGCAAAGACAUAUACCUCCCUAGGCUGUUUGCGAUUAACUACCUCGGCCGGGGUACCUUCACGGACUGCGCUAUCUCCAACAUGACAGAGCAGAUUCAGACCCAAAUGGCCUCAGGUGUGAACUUCGCAAUAGUCAUCACUGAUGGCCAUGUCACUGGCAGCCCCUGCGGGGGGAUGAAGAUGCAGGCUGAGAAGGCGCGAGACAUGGGGAUCAAGCUCUUCGCAGUGGCCCCCAGCGAGAAUGUCUAUGAGCAGGGCCUGCGGGAGAUCGCCAACCUGCCGCACGAGCUCUACCGCAACAACUACGCCAUCACACAGAAAGACACCCUGGAGAUCGAUGAGAACACCAUCGAUAGGAUAAUUCAAGCUAUGAAACACGAAGCCUACGGAGAGUGCUACAAGAUGAGCUGCCUGGAGAUUGCAGGUCCACCUGGUCCCAAAGGUUAUCGAGGGCAGAAGGGUGCAAAGGGAAACAUGGGUGAACCAGGCUCCCCUGGGUUUAAGGGUCGGCAGGGUGACCCAGGUAUUGAAGGUCCAAUUGGGUACCCUGGUCCCAAGGGUCUACCAGGGCUUAAAGGAGAGAAGGGCGAGAUUGGAUCUGAUGGGCGGAGGGGUGCCCCUGGUUUGGCAGGCAGGAAUGGCACCGACGGACAGAAGGGCAAGCUGGGGAGAAUUGGACCACCAGGCUGCAAGGGAGACCCUGGUAACAAGGGUCCCGAUGGCUACCCAGGAGAUGCAGGAGACCAAGGUGAAAGAGGAGAUGAAGGCAUAAAGGGAGAUCCUGGCCGGCCUGGUCGUAGUGGACCCCCAGGACCUCCAGGAGAAAAGGGAAGCCCGGGACUUCCAGGCAACCCUGGAGCUCAAGGGCCUGCUGGUAUUAAGGGAACAAAAGGUGAAACAGGACCUCCUGGACCCAAAGGAGAGCCUGGUCGACGUGGAGAUCCAGGGACAAAAGGCAGCAAAGGCACUCCUGGGGCCAAAGGAGAAAUUGGAGAUCCUGGUCCAGAGGGUCCACGUGGCCUGCCUGGUGAGAUUGGAAGCAAAGGAGCAAGGGGAGAUCAAGGACUGCCAGGUCCCCGAGGCCCUCCAGGUGUUGUGGGAGAACCAGGCAAGAUAGGAUCACGUGGGGACCCUGGUGACUUGGGUCCAAGAGGUGAUGCUGGACCACCAGGACCGAAGGGUGACAGAGGCAGACCUGGCUUUCCCUACCCUGGACCCAGAGGACCACAGGGUGACAAGGGUGAAAAGGGGCAGCCAGGGCCCAAGGGAGGAAGAGGUGAACUUGGACCGAAAGGAGUGCAGGGAACCAAAGGAGCAAAGGGAGAACCGGGUGAUCCUGGCCCAGGAGGUGAGCCUGGACCCCGUGGUCCAGCUGGUGAACCAGGCCCCGAGGGGACACCUGGCCCAUCAGGAGAUCCUGGCCUGACUGACUGCGAUGUGAUGACCUACGUGCGAGAGACGUGCGGAUGCUGUGACUGCGAGAAGCGCUGUGGUGCCCUGGACAUCAUGUUUGUCAUAGACAGCUCAGAGAGUAUUGGCUACACCAACUUCACACUGGAGAAGAAUUUUGUUGUCAACGUGGUCAGCCGGCUGGGCUCUAUUGCCAAGGACCCCAAGUCACAGACAGGUGCCCGUGUUGGUGUGGUGCAGUACAGUCAUGAGGGAACUUUCGAAGCCAUUAAGCUUGAUGAUGAGCGCAUUGAUUCACUGUCGAGCUUCAAGGAAGCAGUGAAGCGCCUGGAGUGGAUUGCUGGAGGCACCUGGACACCAUCUGCCCUUCAGUUUGCCUACAAUAAGCUCAUCAAGGAAAGCAAGCGAGAGAAAGCCCAAGUGUUUGCUGUGGUAAUCACUGACGGACGCUACGACCCCCGGGACGAUGAUAAGAACUUAGGGGCUCUUUGUGGUAGAGAUGUAGUUGUCAACACGAUUGGCAUUGGAGACAUGUUUGAUCAGCCAGAACAGAGCGAGACCCUGGUCUCCAUUGCCUGCAAUGAACCCCAGCGAGUCCAGAAGAUGAGACUCUUCUCAGAUUUGGUGGCAGAGGAAUUCAUUGACAAGAUGGAGGAUGUGCUCUGCCCAGAUCCGCAGAUCGUCUGUCCUGAGCUGCCCUGUCAGACAGAUGACAGGAACCCUGGGAACGUAAACCCACUUAUUUUCCGCCCCAUGGAAGAGGGAGUCAACAUAGAUUUCCCCAGCACCAUACAAUCGAUCGCCCAGUUCCUAAACUCCACGCGGGAAACCCAGGACCCCAGCACGUACACCCAGCUGGUGGCCACUUUGGCCUUUACCGCCGAAAAAGCCAAGUUUGCCACUGGAAAUGAGCGGCAAGAGUGGAUGGACUUGUUCAUUGACACCUUCAAAAUGGUGCACAGCGAAAUUGUGGGGGACCCAGAAACUGUAUUAGGGCUUUGCUGACAUCUGUGUUAGAGAUCAUAUGAAACAGGUGGAGAACAGAGGUUGAAUGGAGGUGGUAAUUGUGUUUCCUUGAGUGCCUGUUUGGCAGAGAGGACAGGUACAUUGGUAGAAGCUUUUAGUUUAGGAGAAGCACAGGCAGUGAAACGGCUUGCUUGUGCUCAGCUGGGGAAGUGACACAAAGGGCAGUCCUCUCUGGCUUGGCUGGCUGAUGAGCAUGGUGGCUUUCUCCAGCAAUGUCAAGAGACUCUCUUGCUUUGUCCACUGCUUUUCUGCAGAGGAGCCGCAUUGCCUCAGUCUGAGGCAGCCACUCAGCUCCCCUCCUGUGCUCCCACCCUGCUCCGGCAGGCUAGCAUGCCCCAGCCCUCAGGCACACACGAGCACCAGGCUCUACCAAGGAGGCUGCCAGGCUGUGUGUGGCUGAGGGCCAGAGCGAGCCCCUUGUUUGCAGAGACCCUAACAAUGUGCUUUUCCCACACUUUCCUGUGUAUGUAUUUGCUGACUGCUUCUUAAGCAUCUCCUCUGUCCUCUUACUUGGUUACUGUGAGGGAGAGGUGGACUGGAUGACCCGUAAAAGUCCCUUCUAACCCAAAGCAUUCUAUGAUUCUCUUUUCACGUCCUGCAAGCCAUUUGUGUGGCAAGACAGACAAAGCAAAGUGUAUCUCCUCUCGCUGCAGCGAGUGUCUCUCUAACUAGUCGGUGGGCAGCUAGGGGUACUGAAGGUGAGGAGCAAGCAGGAUGGGAGAAGGAGCAUCCCUGGCUUUCCUAUGAGAGUGCUGAAAUCUGGGAAGUGCUUCUCUAAGCAGCUGUGUGAGUGCCUUCUAUCUUUUUCUAUGGUUGAUGUAUUUGUGUUUCUUCUCUUUUAAUUAGCAACAUGUACCUGUUAUAGCCAAGAGACAGAGAUUAUGUAGGGCCAGGUGGUCCGAAGUAAAAAUCCAUAUCUGUGCAGUCAAACUUCUGUGAUGCAUUAUGUGAGCUAUUUAAAAGCAAGUAUUUAAACUUGAUGUAGUAUAGCCCAUUCAUUCCAUGGCCAGUGCUAAUUUGGUUCAGAGAGACAACAGACGCACGACUUGCACUGUGAGUGCGUGUGUUUAGAUGAGGAAUGAUAUUUCUAUGAGCUCAGCUGCCCCUGAUUUUCACAAAAAGUCAGGCAGGUGACUGCUGUUCUUGCCUCCAGAAUAAUUACUGCCCUCUCAAGCUGUAUGAAGAGAAAACAGCAUUUCGUAUGCAGACACAAGGUUAGAAGUACUGCCAGCAAGUGAAUUUUGCAGCCUCUCUACCUGACAUGGUAUUAUUGCAAUAAAGUAUACUGAGCAAAUGUCAUAUUUAAUGGACAGAAGGGACAUGUAUGGCCUUCAAAAAUGCGAUUGGGCUGGAAUGUUUCCAGAUGUGCAAUGUGGAGCCAGUUGCAAGCUUAGGCAUGGUAACUGGAAUGAGAAACUCAUCCACUUUGAACUUACUGCACUGUCUCCUUCCAGCUGUGCUUCAACAUCUGGGACUUGCUAGUGUAAUCUAGAAGCUGUCCAUCAAUAGGCACUCUGGAGAGGUGUUUAUGUCACUCAGCACACAAGGUCAGAUGUGUUGCACUAAAAAGUUCUUUCUCCUGAGGUUUCAGCUUUUUUACUUCCAGUCUAUAGGGACAGGAAGCUCAGAGAACUCUUCUGUUGGUACAAAAGAGAGGGAAAAGAGUCCAGACAGCUUUACACGGUGUGCCCCGCAUUUUAAGUGAAGGCAAAUGAGUUAGGCUAGAGUCAGGUCAUAAUCCACAUUUUCCAGAUAGUCUGUGCAAAGCCAAGCUUCAUACUCUUGUUUUUAUUUUUACCUGCAAAUUAGCAUGUGGCAUAACCUGCUGAGAUGUGAGUGAGGGGACCGAACUCAGAGUAGCUAAGUUGCUAGAGGAACAGCCCCCAAACCACUGAUUUGAAGAGAACAUCUCAAGGCUGGGAUGUCUGGCUGAACAAGAUGAGGAUUGGGCAUGACUUCAGCAAGGGGGUGUUUAUUUUGUUCGUCACACAGUGGCUGUUGGUUUCAUUUCCUUUGGAAAUACUCCCUAGCAAAGAAGUACAACAUUGGAAACAAAGUUUUUUAUCUCUCUAAAACCUCCAGCUCAUUAAAAAAAACCCAAAGCAAACAAAAAAACAAACCAAAAAGAGAAAAUGUCUCUUUGCCUGAGCAGUGUUUGUGUUGGCUUGCUAGAAAGAGGCAAGAGGGUGUGGUAGUGUUCUGGUAACAUAAUCCUAGAUAGUCCCUCUGAUAAAAACAGGUAGAUUUCAUCACAGCAUCAGUACCUCCAGUGAAGCCCUUGGGCAAAGGAAGGUCAGAGGUAAAGAGCUGGGGAAAGGAGAGUCAGUACCUCCCCAAAGACUUGGGAGGGGUUGUGAAAUCAGGAAGCACCAGAAAGGGUUGGGAGGUCAGCCCUGAUCUCGCUGUAACUCUCAUCUUCACUGUCAACACUGUAAUCACAGAGGAAAUACAAGUUACCGAGGUUUUAGAAGAAGCAGGAAUAUGAUAUGAGUGGCUGGGGUUACUUUGCACAUGCUCAUAAUUCGGUGAGUUGCUUAAUGGCAUGAAAACUGGUAUUCUUACUGCUUUUUGUGCUGCCCCUGUUAGACAUCCUCAACUGUGUCCCAGCAGAUGGUUGUGCAGUACCAUGAGCUACAGGCAUUCGUGCCUUGCUGUAAGCUGCGUGAGAAGGACUACUGUGCCAACUAAAACCAUGACCUGAAAAUUCUCAUUGGCUGAAUUCAUGGUGGUGCCUCUGAGAACUCCUCUACCAGCUAAGGAAAAAAAUAUUGUUCCUUGGUGCAGGAAAGGGCACUUGGGCGUCAGAAAUGAGACCAAGCUGCAACGAAAAUGUGACAUGGAACAGGACAAACCAGAUGAUUUUCUGUGCUGCUUGCAUCUGUGUUAUGUUCCCAUAGGAUAACUCAUAUGUAAAGGCAUCUUACCACAUUCUGAAGGCAGCCCUGUGCUCUCAGCGGGGGCUGAGCAGGAAGAGGAGUCUUGGGGGAGUGCUGUUGCAUUAGAGGCUGUCUGGAGAGCCAGCCAUGCAUUGUGCUCUUGCUGAAGCUCCGCAAACUGAUGCUGCUCUCGGCUGCUGUCUACUUAACUCAGAGCUCUUAAGGCUUGCUUCAGGUCAUGUGCCGGGGGAGUGAGUCUUGCUUGUCAUCACAAGAAACAUGACUAUGUGUAGACAAGCAAAAAGAGAGACAGCCUGGUAAGACUUCUCCAACAUGAUAUGCAGCCCUUACUCCCACCUGCCCACUUCCUCCUGCUUUUGCACACCCCUACUUACGUUUCAGACCAUGUGGUUGCAUGGGGAAUGCCUUCCUGCCCUUUCCCCUCCUCCACUGCACAAAGCAGGUGAGGACCAGGAGUGCAGGUGCUGCCAAGGCAAAAUAUCCCUAUGGCAGUAGCACCUGCGUACCCAGAACCAGAGCAUCAAUGUAACUUUAGACAACGCUUCUCAAGAAAGGUUGGGCAGAGGUGAGUACAUAUCUUUAUUGCUUUAAAGGAGUGGAGUAUCACGGUUAUAUUUGGAGAUGUGAUAUGCAAAAGGCAUAUUUCUUGGAGACUGGUCUCUACUGCAGUAAGAACUGGUACUGCAGAAGCGUGUUGUUCACAGUAAGACUAUGGUAAGCACCAUUCGAGGCAUGCCAUCAUUGUAGAUAUGUUUUACAGUGUUAGCUAGGGAGAAAUGCAAGUCUCCAAGGCCAGGGAACAUGACACAAAAACAACCAGGGUCGUUUGCUGUGUCUAAUGAGUUAGGUGAAACCAAAAGUACCAGCACAAGUUCCUGCAUCAGGUUUUGUCAUUUUGUUGUGAAUGGAAGUCGUGCCAAGUAAUCUGCAAGCUCAAUGAUACGCACCAUCAGAGCUCCUACUACAUUGUCUUGUGCUGUUGGGUUCAUGUUGGACACCAUCUCUGUAUUUUCAGAAGUGUAUGUAUCUACUUUGCUUAAAAUCUAAAUUCACUGCUGAAUGUUGACUGCACAUAUAAUACUCAGGUACGGAAACAGUGAUCCAUUUGUUGCUCAGCUCAUACAAGGAAUUGCACCAGUUCAGCACCCUACUGUGCUGAAUCCAAGUGUAGCAGUGUUCAGUACUGUGGAAGCACUUUGUUGAGUUGUAUUUGCUUAUAGGAUGAAAAUUCAACCUAAUGCAAUGCUCCUAUCCCCAAAGUUACCCCUGUGUGCCAGAAAUGGAUGCUCAAGCUGGGGCUGCUCCAGAAUCUCCUAUUCCUUGCCAGCCAUGCAAUACAACAUGACAUCAGCUCCAGGACUUCACCCUUUCAAAAUUCGGUCUUAGAGUUACAGAAUUGCUUGACAGUGAUAUGGCCAUUGCCCAGCUGCCAACUCUGGGGGUUGGUACCUCACAAAUCAAUACUGCUCUUGCAAUUGUGUUUCUGACUGGUGCUUUCAGCAGAGAAGGAAACUCAAAAGAAGUUGAAAAUUCAACAGUAUUUCUCAGAGAAGCAGUGCAGGUAGAGUUAUGCCAAAUGCAAUACACAUAGCUGCAGCAAUGGGAUGAAAACUAACAGCUGACUCCAAAGACAGCUGUUUUCGUCUGUUUUUUUACUGAGUUCAUUCACAUGCUUGCUUUGUGGACAGGUGCUUUUCUGAGUGACUGAAGAACAAUGUCUUACUGUGUCUCACUCGACUAUUGGUCAGUUACAUAUCACAAAAGCUGCUUUACUAUGAACAGGGUCACUGAGAAGGAUGGUCUCAUUUUCCAUUGAUGUGACCCAACUUUUAUAAGCUCUCCAGGAAUUAGUGAUUACUCAUUAAACAAAUCCAGGUGAAAGGUAUGAAAACUUCACAUCCUACAAAUGUACGAGUGAAGGGUAACUCUAAAAGUUAAACCACUCUCUAGGAGUAACUGAGGGGUUCGCAGGCACUGCCUGCCAUUAAUCGAUGGAUAUUCCUUUUACAAAUAAGAGCUGGGAGCUGCUGUAGGAAGGUAAACGUAAAACCGGGACUGUGGACCUGUCUGAUUUCAUGGAGUCUCAGGACUAAUAUUCACUGGGGCUGGUGCAUCAGAAGCAAGGUUCCUACAUUGCCGGCUGCAAAGACAGGCUUUGGCAGCAGAAUGGGGCUGGUCUUUCUUUGGACAAAGCUGCAUGGAGGCAAUUCCAGCUCCAACUGCCUAAGACAACCCCAACCUUAUGCUGUAGGCUCUUACCCUCUCAACUUGUUUUCUUUC
Cuculus canorus (common cuckoo) is the source of this 8224-nucleotide messenger RNA. RefSeq names its product collagen type VI alpha 2 chain (gene COL6A2). The record is from RefSeq and is a predicted model, not a curated record. NCBI's taxonomy places the organism in Eukaryota, Metazoa, Chordata, Aves, Cuculiformes, Cuculidae. Bases 279 to 3026 code for a protein of 915 amino acids. The transcript is spliced from 28 exons.